This is a messenger RNA of Hemibagrus wyckioides, 3481 nucleotides long. It is a transcript of the gene slc5a10, whose product is annotated as solute carrier family 5 member 10. The transcript is spliced from 15 exons. Gene Ontology annotation, molecular function: D-glucose:sodium symporter activity. Gene Ontology annotation, cellular component: plasma membrane. Gene Ontology annotation, biological process: transmembrane transport. The record is from RefSeq and is a predicted model, not a curated record. Bases 35 to 2050 code for a protein of 671 amino acids. NCBI's taxonomy places the organism in Eukaryota, Metazoa, Chordata, Actinopteri, Siluriformes, Bagridae.
CUAUGUGAGCACACACAGUCGCCUCAUUAAACUGAUGCGUUUAAUCAUCAAUUCAGCCGUAUCCCUCCCUCUCUCCUUCCAUUUUUUCCCCUCUCCCUCCAUUUCACGUGUGUGUCGUCGAGUGUGUGGACGGGUCAUGGCGUCAAACGCCACCACCAAGUUCUUCGCUCUCUCGCAGUCUUUUAGUUUUUCCGAUAUCAUCGUGAUCGGAGCUUAUUUUCUACUCAACGUUGCUGUCGGGAUAUGGUCAUCUUGCAGAGUAAGCAGAAACACACUUAAUGGCUACUUCCUGGCUGGCAGAGACAUGGCCUGGUGGCCGAUCGGAGCGUCUCUGUUUGCCAGCAGUGAAGGAUCAGGACUGUUUAUCGGUUUGGCCGGCACCGGGGCAGCAGGAGGCAUCGCUGUGGCAGGGUUCGAAUGGAACGCAACCUAUGUACUGUUGGCCCUGGCCUGGAUCUUUGUCCCAGUGUAUGUGUCCUCUGGGAUUGUCACAAUGCCCGAGUAUCUGGGUCGGCGUUUUGGCGGUGAGAGAAUUCGCAUGUAUCUGUCAGCUCUCAGUCUGAUGUUAUCCGUGUUUACCAAAAUCUCAACAGACCUGUAUUCUGGGGCCUUGUUUAUUCAGGUGUGUUUGGGUUGGAAUCUUUACCUCUCCACUGUUCUCAUGUUGGUGGUCACGGCACUCUACACUAUUGCAGGUGGUUUAGCUGCGGUGAUUUACACUGAUACACUGCAGACCUUCAUCAUGAUCAUUGGCGCGGUCAUCCUCACCAUCACAGCGUUCAACGAGAUUGGUGGUUAUGGCAAAUUGGAAAGCAUUUAUCUUGAGGCCGUGCCGAAGAAGAUAAUCCCGAACACGACGUGCCACCUUCCAAGGCAUGACGCCAUGCACCUCUUCCGAGAUCCAGUGCACGGUGACCUUCCCUGGCCGGGAAUGACGCUUGGAUUAACCAUCCUGGCUACCUGGUACUGGUGUACUGAUCAGGUUAUCGUGCAGAGAUCACUUUCAGCAAAAAACCUGAGCCAUGCUAAAGGGGCAUCAAUCUUUGCCAGCUACCUGAAAAUGCUACCAAUGAUCUUCAUCAUCCUUCCAGGCAUGAUCAGCAGAGCGCUCUACCCAGAUUCAGUGGGCUGUGUGGAUCCUGAGGAAUGUAUGAAGGUGUGCGGAGCGGAGGUCGGCUGUUCCAACAUCGCUUUUCCCAAACUGGUCAUCGAGCUCAUGCCUAGUGGACUGCGGGGCUUAAUGAUCGCCGUGAUGAUGGCCGCCCUGAUGUCCUCACUGACCUCCAUCUUUAACAGCAGCAGCACUUUAUUCACCAUGGACAUCUGGAAGAAAUAUCGGCGAGGGGCCAGUGAGAAGGAGCUGCUGCUGGUCGGGAGGAUCGUCACGGUCAUCCUCGUGGUCAUCAGUGUGGUCUGGAUCCCGAUUCUUCAGAGCGCCAACAGCGGUCAGCUCUACGUUUACAUCCAGUCAGUGACCAGCUACUUGGCUCCUCCCGUUACUGCCAUCUUUGUCAUGGCAGUGUUCUGGAAAAGAACCAAUGAGCCGGGAGCGUUCUGGGGUCUGAUGGUGGGUCUGGUUGUCGGCGUCACGCGGAUGGUUCUGGAAUUCGCCUUCCCACCCCCCCGCUGCGGCGUCUUCGACCCCGCGCCUCCCGUCCUGCGGAGCGUCCACUACCUGCACUUCGCCAUCAUCCUUUGCGCCAUCACCGUUAUUGUCACCGUCGCCAUCAGCCUCCUCACCCCCGCCCCCUCCGAGGAACAGAUUCACAACCUGACCUGGUGGACCCUCAGACGCAGCACUGACAGAGAUAUACCUCUACAGAAAGUCUCAACACUCACUCAGAGAACAGAGGGUUGUGAGUCCGUGCGCAGAGGGAAGUGUGUGCGCACCGCUGGAUUCUGUAGUCCUCGGCCCGGGCGUGGCGCUCCUGGGACUCCGCCCCCUGCGAUACGGAGCAUGAGGGAAGAUCCGUUUUGGUCGCGAUUCUGCUGCAUCAACGCUGUUAUUCUCAUGUGUGUUAAUAUAUUCCUUUAUGCUUACUAUGCAUAACACACAUACAUACACUCAUACACACACACACACACACACGAUGCACAUGCUCACACAUACACAAACAUACACACACACACUCAUAUACACACAUACUCAUACAUAAACACACACUCAGACACACACACACAUUCACACACACACAUACUCACACUCAGACACACACACAUGCUCAUAUAUGCAUACACACACACACUUAGACACUCACACUCAGACACACACAGUUUCAAAUGCAAAAGUAACAGUCAGGUCAGUGCGAUUGGACAAUCUGUUUUUUUUAAAUAAUUUUAAAUCCUUGGUUUUAUAUUUUACAUGUUACACAUACACACACACACACACACACACACUACUGAUGUAAAUUGGUCAGUAAUCAGAAUGUCAUAGAGUGUGAAGUUCCUGUUACUGUUACAGCAGCAUCAAUGUUUCCUUUAUUAAAAAGAAAAACAAACACUUUCCAUCUGUUUACAGUUAACGUUGUGUUACGCCACAAAACCAGUCCUUGUGAGUCUUGUGGAAAAAAAUAGUGGAGUUAAACUGGAGACUCCUUCCAUAGCCGUUAAAUAAACCUCAUGUCACUGUAUGUAUGAGCAGGUUACACACUGAGAUUCAGCUGUUGCUAUAGAAACGACAGUUAGCAAAUUCAUAUUAAAGCUAUUUUUAUUUAUAAUAAAGCUAAUAAUGAGAAGAAAAAUUUCAUUGACGAUUCCUCAAAGCGCUGACACUGGAGACUCCUUCCACAGAGGUUGAAGAAACAUCUUCUCACAGAAACCUCAGCAUUUAUUAAAAACUUUACAACGUGUUUAUGGUCAACAUCUGCCUUGAAUUAGCUGUUACUAUAGAAACCGUAACAGACCAUAAUUAUUUUUGUUCCGGUGCCUUCUGACCAAUCACAAUUCGGCCGCUGUGUUGUGUAACCGUCCUGAAACGGGGUUUAACCCUGUGUGUUGGGAAUGUUGAGGAAACGUGCAGUCAAACUUCUGAACCCUGCUGCACUUUAUCCCACAUGACUGUCGUAGUUAUUCUUUUUAUUGAAAAGAGAGCUUACACGUCGCAGGAUGGGAAAAAAAUAUGAUAGUCGACUUAAUCCGUGGAAAGAUGAUCUCAUAAUGGAUGAAACUGGAGAUGAGGUUUACUCCUGACCUUUAGAGUUUCGGCAAAACCUUUUGAUUUUAGAGCCUUGAAUCACUUUCACAUAAGUCCCUUAAUUCCUCACUGCUUUCACUAGAUGACAGGUAACUACAGGUUUAGCUACAGCUUUUAGCACAAAGACACUGAAUUCUGAUUGGUUAUAACAGAGGCUACUGCAUAGGAACAGAUCAGAACGGCUAGUAACAGCUUGUAACAGAGAGUAUUAGCUAGUAACAGAGAGUAUUAGCUAGUGACAGAGAGUAUUAGCUUGUAACAGAGAGUAUUAGCUAGUGACAAAGAGUA